CUGCAAACACGCUCUAUGUUUUCUUCUGUCUUCGGUCUGACUUCUGAUUCUAUGCAAAACUAGCCGUAUCUCCAUACCACCCUUUCCCGUGGUCCCUCAUCUUCCUAACAACCUCGACAGUAUUUCUUCAUCGAGGCACCAUUGUGAGUUACCAUAUCUAGGUCAGUCAGAUUCCUUUAACAGCUUAAUCAUAGUUUUCGCCGUCCAAACGACAUAUAUCUCGUCACAACAUCAAUUUAAAGUUAUGCUGGGAGUUCGAAGUUUCAUUUUGAUCUCAGCUAUAUCGGUCAAUCAGAAAGUCCCCGAAGAGGACAUAUCUGAAGAUGAGGGACGAAGAAAACGACCGGAGGAUGCUUAAAACCAACCGAAAGGCACGGGACAGAGCAUACGGCUACAUUCGUUUAAGUCUUCGUACCAGUUUGACAUAUCGUGCACUCAGCAGCCCAUGCCCAGAAUCCGGUCAUGUUAUGCAAAGCUACCCUGCUAGAGAGCUAUGUGUAAAGCGGCAGCAUGAAUUCGACGAAAUUGCGGCACAGCUUAAAAAUCCGCCAAGCGAGGCCCAGCGCCGGAUCUUUGCUCACGUAUGUGAGAGAGUUGACCAGGAACUACCUUCCAGAGGGAGCAAGGGUGCAAAAAGGAUCGUCGAAAUGGUUGUGAACAGGAUUUUCGAUGAGAUUCAAGUGCAUGCCAGGGGGGUCUCUAGUCAAGUUCUCCCGGGGACCGAGCCUGUCCAAUCAGGGGAGCUAGUGCCUCCCUUAGAAAUUCCGAUAGAAGACGACGAAGAUGACGUUACAUUGUUGUCAAGUUUGCCGACGCAUGCCAGCAUUAUAGAUCUUGCAAGACUUGAGCCUCAAGAUCGAACGAACAACAGAAAUGACGAGACACACACCGCCGCUCCAGAAGCCUCAUCAGAAUCUUUGGUCGGGAGAACGCGCAGAGUGCCGACAUACAGAUAAGUGAGCAGCAAUCAUUAUUAGGAUAUCGACGACAGGCGAGGAAUUGCGCAAAUAGCAUAGGGGUGUUCGGAGGACGACGAUGAACCACGGCAAACCACGUUACAGAGAAACUCUCGUCUCUGGAAGACACCGGCGAUGAGUGCUUCAAUCGAAUCACGGUACAAAUCUGGUGGGAUACGUGGCGCCGUAUUUUGGCCCGUAACUUUCACGAAAGAUGUUGUUUGUUUCUUGCCCCAAAAGAUUUUCACUAAUCGCCAUACCUCAACAUAAAAUAAACAUUAAAAAGAAAAUAUGUCCCAG
This is a messenger RNA of Truncatella angustata, 1256 nucleotides long. RefSeq lists its product as uncharacterized. Lineage: Eukaryota; Fungi; Ascomycota; Sordariomycetes; Amphisphaeriales; Sporocadaceae. The coding region runs from base 324 to 956 and encodes 210 amino acids. The transcript has 2 exons. The record is from RefSeq and is a predicted model, not a curated record.